Leptonychotes weddellii (Weddell seal) is the source of this 840-nucleotide messenger RNA. The record is from RefSeq and is a predicted model, not a curated record. NCBI's taxonomy places the organism in Eukaryota, Metazoa, Chordata, Mammalia, Carnivora, Phocidae.
AUGCAUCCUCAGCAGCUGGUCGUCUCCUGGUUUUCCCUGGUUUUGCUGGCAUCUCCCCUCAUGGCCAUAUGGGAACUGGAGAAAAAUGUUUAUGUCGUAGAGUUGGAUUGGCACCCGGACGCACCCGGAGAAAUGGUGGUCCUCACCUGCCAUACCCCUGAAGAAGAUGACAUCACCUGGACCUCGGACCAGAGCAGUGAGGUCUUAGGCUCUGGUAAAACUCUGACCAUCCAAGUCAAAGAGUUUGGAGAUGCUGGCCGGUAUACCUGUCAUAAAGGAGGCAAGGUUCUGAGCCAUUCGCUCCUGCUGAUUCACAAAAAGGAAGAUGGAAUUUGGUCCACUGAUAUCUUAAAGGAACAGAAAGAAUCCAAAAAUAAGUUCUUUCUAAAAUGUGAGGCAAAGAAUUAUUCUGGACAUUUCACCUGCUGGUGGCUGACGGCAAUCAGUACUGACUUGAAAUUCAGUGUCAAGAGCAGCAGAGGCUUCUCUGACCCCCAAGGGGUGACAUGUGGAGCAGUGACACUCUCAGCAGAGAGGGUCAGAGUGGACAACAGGGAUUAUAAGAAGUACACGGUGGGGUGUCAGGAGGGCAGCACCUGCCCCGCGGCCGAGGAGAGCCUACCCAUCGAGGUCGUGGUGGGUGCCAUUCACAAGCUCAAGUAUGAAAACUACACCAGCAGCUUCUUCAUCAGGGACAUCAAGUUCAAGAAAGAGAGACUCUGCGUGGACAAAACCUCAGCCAAGGUCACGUGCCACAAGGAUGCCAAGAUCCGCGUGCAAGCCCGAGACCGCUACUACAGCUCCUCCUGGAGUGACUGGGCAUCUGUGUCCUGCAGUUAG